Molecule: messenger RNA, 2105 nt
Organism: Phasianus colchicus (ring-necked pheasant)
Lineage: Eukaryota; Metazoa; Chordata; Aves; Galliformes; Phasianidae
Source: RefSeq, a predicted model, not a curated record
AUGGGAUCUGAAAUGAAUUUAAUAGGACACCCCCAGCUAGCUACUGCAGAUGGAUUUUCUCUAGCUGAAGGUCCUCAUUUAUUUGGUAUCCUUUCAGAGCCAAUGAGUUCUCCAGUGCAAGAAGCAGAUGUUUCACCUUACGCACAGUACAACAGUGUGCCAUUUCCCCAAGUUCAGCCUCAGAUUUCAUCACCACCUUAUUACUCCAACCUGGGCUUCUACCCUCCACAGCACGAGGAAUGGUAUUCCCCUGGGAUGUAUGAGCUCAGGAGAAUACCCUCAGAGACCUUUUUCACAAGAGAGACAGAGAUAAUGGAUAUUCCUGCAGCCAAAAAGCCUAGACUGGGCCACUCCACAGGAAGAAUGAAAGGAGAAGAGCUCUGUGUAGUCUGUGGUGACAAAGCCUCUGGGUACCACUACAAUGCUCUCACUUGUGAAGGAUGCAAAGGGUUCUUCAGAAGAAGCAUCACAAAAAAUGCAGUGUACAAAUGUAAAAAUGGAGGCAACUGUGAGAUGGAUAUGUACAUGAGGAGGAAGUGCCAAGAGUGCCGUCUAAGGAAAUGCAAGCAAAUGGGCAUGUUGGCUGAAUGUAUGUAUACAGGUCUAUUAACAGAAAUACAAUGCAAGUCAAAAAGGCUACGGAAAAAUGUGAAACAGCUCCCAGAUCAAACAGUCAAUGAAGAUAAUGAAGGCCAUGACAUGAAACAAGUGACAUCUACAACUAAAAUGUAUAGGGAGAAAGUAGAAUUUACCCCAGAACAGCAGAACCUUCUUGAUUACAUCAUGGAUUCAUACAGCAAACAACAAAUACCUCAGGAGGUGUCAAAAAAGCUGUUACACGAGGAAUUCAGUGCUGAAGGGAAUUUUCUGAUUUUAACAGAAAUGGCUACCAGUCAUGUACAAGUUCUUGUGGAAUUCACUAAAAAACUACCAGGCUUCCAAACCCUUGACCAUGAAGAUCAGAUUGCUUUGCUGAAGGGCUCAGCAGUAGAAGCCAUGUUCCUCCGUUCAGCUGAAAUCUUCAGUAGGAAACUUCCUACAGGUCAUACUGUCCUUCUAGAAGAAAGAAUUCGUAAUAGCGGUAUCUCAGACGAAUUCAUAACUCCCAUGUUUAAUUUUUAUAAAAGUAUUGGAGAGCUGAAGAUGACACAGGAGGAAUACGCACUGCUCACAGCAAUAGUGAUCCUGUCCCCAGACCGACAAUACAUAAAGGACAGAGAGUCGGUGGAAAGGCUUCAGGAGCCACUGCUGGAUAUCCUGCAGAAGUUCUGCAAGCUGCACCACCCGGACAACCCGCAGCACUUUGCGUGCCUCCUGGGCCGCCUCACCGAGUUACGGACGUUUAACCACCACCACGCAGAGAUGCUGAUGUCCUGGAGAGUGAACGACCACAAAUUCACCCCUCUCCUCUGCGAGAUCUGGGAUGUGCAGUGAUGGAUACCCGUUGUUUUUAUUUCAGGACAAACGUCUUUUUUAAAGGACCACACAGCAUUUAUUUUCAUAGGAAAAAAAAAAAGCAAUAUACCACAGUGCAUUCAUUUUUCUUUACUGCAUUUUUAUAGAAACUUGCCAUGGAGCUCACAAAAGCCGUUUUGUGCGUUAUACACAGAAUACUGUAUAGCUGUCAGAUUUCCGCACGUGAGUUAUAAUUUUCUCUGUAUUUAUAUUCUCUGAUCGGAAAGAAUUCAGCGGCUCCUCGCAGGAACCCCACUAAUCCCUCCUGCAAUUGCUCUCUUUGCAGAGUUCCUCUUGCAAAAUGGGGCGAUGCGGGCUUCCAUUCACAUUUUUCAUUGCUGUGUUUUUGUGCUUGGCCUCCAUUAAAGAAUAUAUUCCAAAUAUUUACCGCAAUAAACCAGCAGAAAUGAUUAGUGCCACGGUGUGUAACUGAAAUGUGCUCGCCGCGUGAGACAGGCAAGCUCCGAUUUCUUCACAAGAUGAAAAAUCACCACGGGCAGAGGGACACGCACGCACACAAGGCACUUUUCAUGACGCAGACAUGUAAACUUAAUCUGUGUUCGUACUAAUUCAAAGUAAAAUCAGGUUAUUUUGCUCUAGAGCGGUAACGUCCAAGAGCCCACCGCAGGACGGCGGCCGCGGCCUCACAG